Aspergillus alliaceus is the source of this 810-nucleotide messenger RNA. Its product is annotated as ER membrane complex subunit EMC3. Gene Ontology annotation, biological process: protein folding in endoplasmic reticulum. Lineage: Eukaryota; Fungi; Ascomycota; Eurotiomycetes; Eurotiales; Aspergillaceae. Bases 1 to 810 code for a protein of 269 amino acids. The record is from RefSeq and is a predicted model, not a curated record. Gene Ontology annotation, cellular component: membrane; EMC complex. The transcript is spliced from 5 exons.
AUGGCAUUGCAGGGGGUCGAGCAGACAAUCCUUCGGGAUCCAGCUUUAUUUUAUUGGAUUUUAUUCCCUAUUACCAUUGUCAUGAUUCUGACUGGUAUCCUACGUCACUAUGCCACGGUUUUGAUGAACACUCCCCCGAAGCCUGCGUCUACUCUGGCCGAAUCUUGCGAGCGUCUGUCACUCCUGCGCGGUGUUAACCUCCGUAACAAUGCCUCAGCAGUCCUCUCAAAAGAUGCAUUCGAAAUGCGGAAGAACUACCUCGUCUCAUCUUACCAAAGCGGCGCUUUUCUGAAGGACCCGAAUAGUCGCGGCCAGCCCCCAGCAAAUCCGAUGACUGACCCUGCGGGCAUGGAGGCUAUGAUGGGUAUGAUGAAAGGAAAUAUGAUGAUGAUGAUCCCACAGACUCUCAUUAUGAGCUGGAUUAAUGCCUUCUUUUCUGGAUUCGUUAUUCUGAAAUUGCCGUUCCCCCUCACCGUCCGGUUCAAGUCUAUGCUCCAGUCUGGUGUCAUGACUCGUGACUUGGAUGUCAGGUGGGUGUCCAGUUUGUCAUGGUACUUCCUCAAUCUGUUUGGUCUUCAGUCAGUCUUUGGAUUCAUUCUGGGUAGCGACAAUGCUGCCAAUCACAUGUCCCAACAAAUGGCCACUAUGAACCCUACUGUAGGGGUUAACCCCUUCCAGCCUGGCCAAGACCCCGAUAAGCUGUAUCAAAGUGAAGCAGAGAACUUGGAGGUUGCGGAGCACUUUUGCAUUUUGGAUGGUAUUGAGGACAGAAUACUGCACAAUAUUGCUUCUAAGGAGGGCCUCAUCUAA